AUGGCCAGUCCGCACUCUGACAUGCCUGUCGAACAGGCCACAAACUCGAUCAGAGCGGCCACACCAUCUGGCAGCAACGUGGGCGGCUCAAAUGCGGCUCUGCGCAUCAGCUGCCAGGCCUGUGCCACGUCCAAGGUCAAAUGCCCCAAGGAGAAGCCCUCAUGCUCCAGGUGCGAGAGCCGGGGCGCCAUCUGCCAGUACGUUGUGACAAGGCGGCCGGGGCGCAAACGUGCAGGCCGCGACCCGGGCCACAUGGCGAGCUCGAGCACUGCCAGCACCGUGUUCGACUCCAUCGCCAACAAGACCCCGAGCCGCCGGUCAUCCGCCACCCGCUUGAUGCCCAGGAGCAGCGCCGAAUCGACUGUGGCCAGCGCCACGACGACCCCAAACUGCCUGGGCGCUUCAUCACCUAGUCCAGUCAUAACCACAUUGGCCGGGGCGGAUGCCAUUUUCACAGCCGACUCCUUGGAUGCCUUCUGUUUCUCGACGGAAGAAGAGGUUGCCAUGAUCCCGGAGCUCGCUGAUUUCAGCACUGAUGUUGGGGACCUGGACUUUCUUUCAUCCCUGUCUGCCAUCGCGUCGCCCUUUGACCUGUAUGGGCCGGACCUUGGCAGUACUAUCAUCCCCAAAGGGAGCGAUGUUGGCUCACUUCUCAUGCCCCCGGAUAACAUCACUUCCGAGUUUCCUUCGCUGGAAACUUUACUAUCAGCCGACUCACAUAGCGCAUCAUCGCUGAAACAUUCACUUGCGUCAUACAGCUCCCCACCGAUCUCAAGGUGCUCAACCAGCAAGGCCGAUGACGUGCGCUUCAGCAGCACUUUGGCAUGUGGUUGUUUGACUCAGGCGCUCGACCUUCUGAAGACCUUGUCUAUAGUGGACUGCCAAACAACUUUUACUACGUCGGGUAUUCUGACGCCAACCAGCCCAGGCACACCCGGGGCGGUCCAGACUGUUCUACACGAGAACAAGCAGGGCAUAGAGGCCGUUCUCAGCAGGCUGGCAUGUGCAAACUGCUCUGACGACGUGUUCCUGCUGUCCGUCCUCACCAUCACCGUCCAGAAGAUCCUGGAGCGAUACGCCAUCGCGGCACGCAUCCGCUCGGGUGACUUAGGUGGUGGUGGUGAGGCUGAGGCGGGCAAGUCGGCGACGGCGAGACACGCUGUGGACGACUUCCUCAGCAACGCGGACAGAGGCGCAGCCAAGCCAUUGGUGCUAGCGGGCUACGGCGCCGGGGCCCGUCUCGACCAGGAUGACCGGGAGCGGGUGGCACAGCUUGUCCUCAGCGAGCUGCACAGGGUGCAACGCCUCGUAAAUAAGCUGGCUCCCAAGCUGAAGGGGGUCAGGGACGCGGACGGCGACCACGCCUCCGGCCCCAGUGAUGUGCUGCAACGGCGGCAGAAGGUGCAUAGACGAAAAAGGGAGGACGAUCUGUCCCCGGGCGUGGCCUUCUCCGAGGGUACCUUGGAGCAGAUGGAGCGCGACAUGCGCAAGAGCCUCAGUUCUCUGUCCACCGAGAUCAUCAGCAGGAUUCGGCAAAGCCAAUUCUGA
Molecule: messenger RNA, 1548 nt
Organism: Diaporthe amygdali
Lineage: Eukaryota; Fungi; Ascomycota; Sordariomycetes; Diaporthales; Diaporthaceae
Exons: 1
Coding region: 1-1548 (515 amino acids)
Biological process (GO): aflatoxin biosynthetic process; regulation of DNA-templated transcription
Cellular component (GO): nucleus
Molecular function (GO): DNA-binding transcription factor activity, RNA polymerase II-specific; zinc ion binding; DNA binding
Source: RefSeq, a predicted model, not a curated record